This is a messenger RNA of Dermochelys coriacea (leatherback sea turtle), 7302 nucleotides long. RefSeq names its product sphingosine-1-phosphate phosphatase 1 (gene SGPP1). The record is from RefSeq and is a predicted model, not a curated record. Gene Ontology annotation, molecular function: sphingosine-1-phosphate phosphatase activity. The coding region runs from base 307 to 1662 and encodes 451 amino acids. Gene Ontology annotation, cellular component: endoplasmic reticulum membrane. The transcript is spliced from 3 exons. NCBI's taxonomy places the organism in Eukaryota, Metazoa, Chordata, Testudines, Dermochelyidae. Gene Ontology annotation, biological process: sphingosine metabolic process; phospholipid dephosphorylation.
GCCGAGGUUUGCGCAGGCCCCGUGGGCGGGAGCGCGCGACCGGCGGGGGCGCGGGCGCGGGCGCGUGGCAGCCGGGCUCGGCUGAGUCAGGACGGUCACAGGCGGCCGCGGGGAGCGUGGCCGACGGGCCGGAGCGGCUGCUGCGUAGCGGGAAGGAGCAACGGCCGGGCGGGUUCCUAGUGUCGGGUAGAGGCUUAACCCGCUCCCCACGCAGGCCGCCCCCGCCGGCGUAGUCCCCCCCCCUCCUCAGAGAGACCCCGCCUCACCUCUCCCGCGAGAGACUCCCCGCAGCGCCCGGCUCCCAGCAUGGCUCUGCUCCAGCGCCUGGCCCGGCUCGCUGCCUACCUGCAGGACCCGCAGAAAGUGGCCGACUUCCAGCGGCUCUGCGGGGUGGAGGGGCCUCCGGGCUGGGCCGCCUCCCCGCCCCUCGCUGAGGAGAGCGGGGAGCCGGGGCCGUUAGCUAACGGCAGCUGCCCCGCCGUGAACGGCGGCGGAGAAGGCGAUGGGUGGCCCCGGCUCAGAGCCGCCGCUGGCGGGGAGAAGCGGCACCCGAAGGGGCUGGGGAACGGGGCGAUCCCCGGGGGAGCCGGCGGGGAGGGACCCCCGCAGCAGCAGGAAGGGAAGGAGCCCCAGCAGAUCUGGGGGAGGAGGCAGCCGCGCCGCAACUCCCUGACCGGGGAAGCCGCCUGCCAGGAGAUCGCCAUCCGCAACCCCUUCCUCUAUUACCUGUUCAACCUGGGCACGGAGCUGGGCAACGAGCUCUUCUACAUCCUCUUCUUCCCCUUCUGCAUCUGGAACCUGGACGCCUGGGUGGGCAGGAGGCUCAUCAUCGUCUGGGUCUGGGUUAUGUACCUGGGCCAGUGCACCAAGGAUGUGAUCCGCUGGCCACGGCCUGCCUCCCCUCCCGUGGUGAAGCUGGAGGUCUUCUACAACUCCGAGUACAGCAUGCCCUCCACCCACGCCAUGUCGGGCACUGCCAUCCCUCUGGCGCUCGUCCUGCUCAGCUACGGCAGGUGGCAGUAUCCCCUUAUGUAUGGUCUGAUUCUUGUGAUCGGUUGGUGUUCUCUGGUUUGUUUUAGUCGAAUUUACAUGGGAAUGCACUCAAUUUUGGAUGUUAUUGCUGGAUUUCUGUAUGCUAUUCUCAUCUUGGUUGUCUUCCAUCCAGCUGUGGACCUGAUUGAUAACUUCAAUUUAACUUUCAAGCAUGCACCGCUAAUUAUCAUCAGUCUUCAUUUAGCCUUGGGGGUUUUCUCUUUCACUCUUGACACCUGGAGCACCUCACGAGGAGAUACAGCUCAGAUUCUGGGUUGUGGUGCUGGAGUUGCUUGUGGAUCUCAUUUUAAUUACAUGUUGGGUCUAAUGCAAGAUCCUUCCCCAGAUACAUUACCUUUAAUUCCUCCCUCCAUCACUGUUACUUUAUUUGGAAAAGCCAUAUUGCGGUUAUUGAUUGGAGUAGUACUACUGUUGUUAACAAGAAUAGUGAUGAAGAAAAUCACCAUCCCACUGGCCUGUAAAAUGUUCUCUAUACCGUGUGAUGAUAUACGACAAGCAAGGCAGCGCAUGGAGGUUGAACUUCCCUAUCGCUAUAUUACAUAUGGAAUGGUUGGGUUUUCUCUCAUGUUUUUGGUUCCUUGCCUGUUUCUUUUUAUUGGUCUUUCUUGAGGUAGACUUAUUAACUUGACAAGGGAAGAAGGGAGGUAGUUGCCUAAUGUAAGAAAAGUUGCACUGGUUUGCUAUUGGCAGACUUGUGAGCUAUGCUUUAGCAGGGACUUUAACAGCAAUACAUGACAGGCACUGCAUUUAAAGGAAAUUGCACAUCUUGGGUAUAGUGUCGGGCCAAAAGCCAAGAAUUACUCUCCUGAGAAGUGCUAUACUCUAUAAAUGCCAUGUCUAUUCUUAUUGCUGUAAAGAUCUGUGUGUAUACAUUCAGUACAUAUGAGUGUGUAUACAUGUGUGUAGUGAAACAUAUAUCACACUGUACCUGUAUACUUUGGCAUAUUGACAAAGGUGUCUGACAACUGAUCAGAAACUUCCAUUUGUGUUCAGUUUAAGUCAUUUCAUAAUAACUUACGAGUUAUUGAACAACAAACAGCUAUAAUGGAAUAGUUUACGUGUUUUCCUCCAUUCUUCCCCAACUUCAGUUGUUUAUAUAGAUGGCAUUUCUAAUGGACCAAACUUGCAGUGAAAUCAGUCGUAAAAACUGAAAUUAUUUUCUUCAAUCCCUUCCACAAAAUAAAAUGUCUAGGCUGACAUUGGUUUUAGGUAUAAAUAAAACUGUUAGAUUCAGGUACUGUAUUUUAUGGCUUAAUAAUUGUGCCUUUCUGUUGCUAAAUUAAAAAAUGCCAUAUACUGUGAUGUAAAAAUGACAGCUAAUUUUAUUUUAAGUCAUACAUAAUUAGGCAGAUAUUUUUAAAUGUAGCUGUCCACAUAUUAGAAUGGUUAAUUUUAACUAUACUGAUCACAAUUUAGCCUAUAUUUAAAAUUAUAUAGAUGGAAUGAGCUGAACAGUGAAUCGCUAAGCUCAACAGGUUGUGAAUGGACAAUAAUUCCCUUUUGUAGGUAUUUUUUAUGUGCAUUGUCAGUUACCGGUAGAGGAUAUAUUUUUCUGCAAAUGGUCUUAACAGUUUAUAUACUGGAUAAGUGUGUCCAAUAGUAAGAAAUAAAUUAUAAACAAUAACAAUGUACACCCUAGAUAUAUAUGGCCUCGUUUGUUUUGUUCUUCCAAACUGAUUUUAAAAGGGCCACUAUUUUUAGGGGUGUACUUAAAAGAUCCUCAUAUCUUGGCUUUAGAAAAAAUAUAUAAAUUUUUAUGCACAAAUUUCAUAUAUUGUAGUUCAAGAUGUCUUAUCAUUUUUACCCAUAUCUAGACAAAAUAUAUAAAGGUCAAAGCAAAUUUCAUUGUGAUCAUUCUGUAAUAAAUUAAACUAAGUGUUUGAAGCAAAGACAACAGCAUUGUGAAUGCAUAAACUAUUUGUGCAUAACGGGGUUGUUUUGAAUGGCUUUUAACAGUAAUGCACUUUUCAGCUUUAUAGCGCCCUCUUUUCUGCUGAUAAGUAAGAUGCAAUCCUUGGAAUAUCUAAUUUUACAUGAACCUGUGAUUUGAAUUUCAUUUUGUCCAUUUGAUUGUUUAGGUUUGCAUGUUGCCUAAGCGAUAUGUCAGGAGUUGUUAUUGCAAUGUUGCAGUAUUCUGACAAGACAACUUGUGUUGUGUAUCCAUAUUAUGUGUUCAGGAAGAAACUUAAAUUGAUUAAAAGCUUUCUGUUCUAGCUUAGCUAUUCGCUUUAACAUAUAGUUUUGUAGAAAACUUGGAAUUGGAACUUUUUGAUUUGGAGAUAUGAACUCCACACUCUAUUAAUAAUAUGUAUGUUAACAAAACUUAGUAAAGGCACUGACUGACUUCCAAUCUCUUUCUUAUUAGACCAGUCAAGUAGAUCAAAUUAUGGUACGCUGACAACUGAAGUUGUGAAAAUUGAACUUUUCAGAUGUGCAUUUAGAAUGCACUGUUGGUUAUGAAUGUAUUCCACCGAUUUCAGUGUGUUAAAGCACCAACUUUUUUUUAACAGUUGAGGUUUUCAGCUUGCAAAAAAACUUGGUUAGCUUGUUCCUGUACUUAUUUGUCUAUUUAUGAUUUUCUGUCUAUUCCUUUAUUACAGUAUUGUGGUUAAUGUGCAGUAGAAGUUAAAUCCCAUUUCCAAGAUGUUGAGAGAGGGGAUUUUGUACUGGUAUGGUUCUGGAUUUAUGCUUGGAUGUUCUGAGCAAGUAACUCGGGAGAAUAUAUAAAAAGGCAUUCUCCUUAAAGCCCUUCACAGAUAAUUUGUAGCUAAUGUAAUAUUAAAUUGGCCCUGCCAGAAGUAGAAAUAAUAUUUGUAGAAUGGUUCUUUUCUUUAAAUAGCCUGGCUUUACUUUUCUAGUGAAGAAUGUUUAAAUAGUAGUACAAAGGGGCAGUUACACAAGAACUAAUUGUUUCAAGUAAAAAAUUGCACUCGUGGUUUAUAGGAACUUGAAAUUGAAAGCAUGAGAUUGUUUUUAAGGCUGAGCUUAUAGUUGUACUGCACUGUUACACCAUGAAUGCAAAAGAAAUCUCUGUUGCUGAGAGAGCUCAUUGUGUAGUAGAUAUAAAAUCACAUGCAGUCAUGGUUUCCAGAAGACUAGGAAAAAUUGCAUUGUAGCUUGUUCUACUGUUACUCUAUAUAUUUUGUUAUUUUGUACAUUGCAUUUGCUAGUUUUAAAAUGUCAUUUCUCAUGCACAGAGUAGUUCAUUCUACAGGAAAAAUGUACAUCCAAAUGUCAAUUUAUAUAGCACUUUUACAAUCCUGUCCUUGGAUCAUUGCUGCUUCCUCAAGUUGACAUGAAAAUAGAAUAUUAAAAUCUUUGUUUCAUGUUUUAUAAGGGGGUUGGAUUAUGUGAGUAGUGUAACAGAAGCUGCCAUGCAAUACAGAAAGCAGUAUGGGGCAGGGAAAAGAGGUAGAAAUGCAAACAUUUAACAGAGUUGAACUUUAAAGAAAGUUCAUACGAACAUUUGAUUGAAAGUCUAAUUUUGUUAUGUGGUUAUAUUUUUCUAAAAUGAUUCUUCCAAAUAUGUAAUUAACACUUGGCAAUUGAUAUAACUUGAACAUUUUCAUUGGCCUAAACAGAUAUUCUAUCCCUUUAUCAUUGGAGUUGAGCAUGAAAAACAAAGAUUUAUAGUUGAAACAUCAGCUUGUACCAAAAUUUAAAAAAUUAUAUAUGCUUUAAAAUGAUGGUGGGUAGCAGUCUUUUCAGAGUGGGAAUACACUUGAAAGAAUUUGAGAACUUUCAUGAGGUAGUGUGAGAAUUUAAUUAUUCAAAUAUAACUGUGCUAGAGAACUUUCUCAAUUCUAGAUACUAUUUCAACUUUUAGGAAUAUGCUGUUUCUUUAAAGAAGCAGGUCUACAUCCUUUACUAAAAGAUAUUAGAAUACUACAUUUGAGUUGGGUUUUUUUUGGUUACUAUAUGCAAUUUAAAUACAACUUGAAAAUAAUGUUAAUAUAGGGCCUAAUUUAGGAAAGAAUUUUGCACAAGGCCAAAGAGGCUCUAAAAUAUUGACUUGUAUGUCUGCCUUAAGUAUGGAAGCAAGAUGAAUUUUUUUCUGACCUGGCACUUAAAUAAGACUAAUAUAUGUAUUACACUGUCUUUAAAAAAGGAACCCAAUCUAUUACUUUUUCAUGUUUACAAUAUAACUGCCACUUUUGCUUGCUAAACUUACGUUGAUGUUGAGCUGGUUUGUUUUAUGCAGUCAUGUACAAGGCUCUUAAGUGUUUGAUCACAUUUGUCUUAUUACUUAAUUUGCUAAUAUUUUUUUUAAAAGAAGUAUUUUAAAGGUAAAUUGGCAAACCAAAAAUAACUUUUGCUUUGUUUUAAGUUUACUUGGACUUUUCCUUUUAGGUACAGCUUUUUCUGAAAGCUAUAAAGAUGUAUUUUAAAAAUCACAUCUCUAAAUAUAUUUUUUUUUUAAAACCACAACAGUGUUAAUUGUCCAGAUUUUAAAAGUUCAUUUUUUUUUCUUUUUUGCUUUUAUAUUUUAAAUUUGCUUCUGUGUUUUUGUUACUUAUUUCCUGGUUUUGUGUCCCAGAGAGGGUCCUACACUAUUUGUAAGCAAAUGCAAACAUUCUAUUACCUAUGUAAAAAUUUUGUCAUUUUGAACUUGUAAAUAUUUAAGGGCUGUCUGUGGCUCAAGUUCAUGAGAACAAGUCAUGCAUGCUGUAAGUAAAUUCAUCAGUUGUGCUAAAAGUGGUUUUAUCUCAGUAUUUGCUUUCUAAAUACGAAAGACAGGCAAUAUUUUUAAUGCAAAUAUUUUAAAGUGUUAGUAAUCAACACAUGGGAGGACAUAGAUGCCCAGCUCCCAUUAACUUUGUUGGGAGUUUUAAAUCCAAGCCCCUGCGUCCUGAGCGGAAAAUUUACCUUUAAACGCUUGACCCUGCUGUAGUAUGCAGACGUGCAUCACGGUGCAUGUGGAGUAGCUAACCUUAUAAGAUACAAAUAUAUAACAUACUCAUUUUUGAGAACUGGGUGAUUACUCUUUAUAGAAUAAAUAUAGGACUCAGUCCAAUUUCACAGCUGUCUUUUUUUUUUUUUUUUUUUUCAUUUUGUUUUCUUUACCUGGUAUUAGUACUACAUUUGCAAAAGUGCAUUAAAGCAUUCCCCUUUGUAUUAUAAUUAUGAUGAUGAGGGACAAGAUCCCAGAGUAAUGCAUAAAGCAGGAGAGUUAAUAUACUGGGAAACUUCAACAUGUCAAGGUAUAUGCACUCUAUUCAGUUCUUUUAAUGGCAGAGUGUUUUGCCUUGUGAGCUUCGCUGAAAUAUUUUAGAAGUGACUUUGAAACAAUUGAAAGAAAAUUGGUCUUUCUUACGGCCUUGCAUUCCUGUCAAGAAGGCUCCUUGAAUGAUUUGCAUCACUACUUUAUUCAGAAACAGCUGACAAAAGCUUAAUUGGUCACUGCAUUUUUGGCAUAAAUAGCUGAUCUUGUUCAGAAUUUACUCUGGAUGUAUUUAUCAUUAUAUAAUUUCAGAUAAUUUGCAUUGGUUACCUUUAUACAGUACUUCCUUCUGAAUCAAAAGGAGGAAAAACAUCUGAUUUUAUUUUCCAAGUUGAGAUUAGGCAAAGUAGAACUUAGUACUGGUGAAUUAUUGUCUUUAAAUUGCAAAUAUGACAUGCUAGAGCCAAUUCCAAAUUGGAAACUAUUUUGGAAAUUUGCAGCUACUGACCAAUGAAGACUGUUUUAUAAAACAAUCAUUCAGUAAUAGUGAUUACAAAAUAUAAAUUUGGCUCUUUCAGUAGCCAUUGUAAAAUUUCAUAGGCGUACUGGUCAGCCACCAGUAACACGGAAGAAUUUAAAACACACACAUUGGCAUUUGAAAACUUUUCUUUGGUACAUUCAGUUUUGAUCUGGAAAUAAACUAGAUGUGGGUGGGAGAACUCACCAAAACAAAUUGAUAGCAAAUUUGUGUUUUACAAUAUAUAGGCAGCCUAAUUAAUAGUUAUUUCUUGGAAGGUCCAUGAAGAACAGAACAUAUUUAAAAUUUAAGUAGGAAAAUUUACUUUAAAGCUAUUUUUUUUUCAUUGCAAAUAAGGGCUUUAUUAAGUUAGAGGGUUUUAGUAGUACUUGAUUUUUCUGUUGUUUAAUUUUAUAGUUACUUUUCUUUUGGUUUUGAAAGUCUAAUGAAUGUCAAGGUUAGUAUUACUGAAAUAGAUGCCAGGUUUCAUUACUUCAUUCAAAUCGCCCCAAAACAGCUUAACUGAAAUUAGGUAACUUUGAAAAACAAAGAAGCCAAAAACAAAACAAAA